CAGAUCGGUCUGAGGGGGAUCACUGGGCAUUCCACGCUGAAAUGAAAAGACUAUGCUUAUUAAUUGGGAGGGCCACUGGGGAAAAUGGCUUUGUCGGAGGACUCCAGAUCGGCAUGAAAAUCGCUCUGGCCACUACUAUCUGCCUCACCGUUAACCCUACCGAAUAAAUUAGUAACUGAUAUAUAAGGAUCUAACCACAAGAUCAUGGUGUUAACCUCAGAAAACGAAACACACGGAGGGUAUUUUUACAGAUAUCACCUCGUGGCAGCUGCAUUACUAGGGUAUUGACAUUGUCAGUUUUCUCUAAACCACAGUAAUUAGUCAGUUUCAACUCGGUUAGACUGAUGUUUUAGGGAGACAAAUAGUCGAGAUCCGUUUUUGGAGUUCGUUUCGAUUCAGAGGCGGCAUUUUUCUGCACCUUCAUUUAUUUGUAGGUUUACGACAGCCUCUGAACGCAGCUGAUGCAGCCUCAGCUCCAUCUACUCCUCUCAUGAAUUUUUAAGAGCUGCGUGGCUAGUGGGGAAGUGGCAGUAAUGCCACAGGUUGACCUGGAGAGCUUGGUGUGCGGCGUGGCGGGCGCCGGAGCGGGCGACAGGAAGGUGUCGUGCGAGACGGUCAUCGCGGCGGGGGAGAGCGGGGACGCGUCGCCGCCGCGGAUGCCGCCGCCGCCGCCGCCGCCGGACCCCGACUUCCCGCCGGAGUCGAUAACCAUCCCCAUCGGCGACGAGGUGGCCUUCUCGGAGCUGAACCCGAUAUACGACCGGGACGACUCCACCAAGGGAAGCACCAACCCCAAGUCGGCGGCCGGCGCCUCCUCCAACCCCAUCCCGGCCAAGUCGCGCUCCAACUCCACGCGCAUCGCGGGCGCCCCCGCCGCCGCCACCACGUUCUUCGGCCUCCCCGCGAGCAUCCGCCCGGCGUUCACCCGGCGCCGCCCGUCGCAGGGCCGGAUCUUGCCCGACAAGCGCUCGGGCAGCCGCGGCGGCGGCGGCGGCGGCAGCAGCCGCAGGGGCGACGGCGAGGAGGAGCCGCGGUCGCCCAAGGUGUCCUGCAUUGGCAAGGUGCUUUCCGACCGGGAGAGGUACGGCCGCAGCCGGGGCCGGAGAUGGUGGCGCGGGUUGGUGGCCGUGCUCCUCUGCGGCGGCGGCUGCUCUUGCCAAGGAGGAGGACGACGACACGCCAGGAAGAAGGUGGCGUUGGAUGAAGACCACCACGACGGGGACGACGACAAGCAGGCCGGCAUCGCGGCAAUGCGGAGGUUCAAGUCCGGGAGACGAACCGCCUCAUGGGUAGAGGAGGCAAUAGCGGCGGCGGAGGCCGCCGGCGAGGAGGAGCAGCAGCAGGAGAACGACGCCGCCGCCGACGACGACGAGAAGAAGCAGGAGGUCGAGCGCUACGAGCCUACGACACUGAACAGUGGGCCCCACGACAGGUAAGUAGGUUGCAGCAGAGGCGGGAGAAGCAGUGGUAGAUGCUGGUUGGAUUUGGAUACGAUGGUGGGGCCCCGCUGUAAGUGACCCUGCGUAGGUUCGGGCGCGAUCGCCGAUAGGUGAGGUGAAGCCAAAGCCGUGUCGAGUUGUAUCCAUCAGAUUCAGCGACGAGCCGACGAGGGAUGGGCGCGGGAUCAUGCAUGCCGCGAUGGUGAUUGGUGAAUCGCCUCGAAAUGGGAGUCUUGAAAUUUACCGGUGGUGUUUUUUGCUGUUUUGGAGUUUUGCACUUGGGGAUCGGGAGUGUUUGCGUGCUGUGGCCAAUGAUCGCCGUUGUACUGUACAUAACCCAGGAAAUGAAUAACUGGAAGCGCACAAUGCGCUGUUCCAUU
Oryza sativa Japonica Group (Japanese rice) is the source of this 1819-nucleotide messenger RNA. RefSeq lists its product as uncharacterized. Lineage: Eukaryota; Viridiplantae; Streptophyta; Magnoliopsida; Poales; Poaceae. The record is from RefSeq and is a predicted model, not a curated record.